This is a messenger RNA of Debaryomyces tyrocola, 201 nucleotides long. NCBI's taxonomy places the organism in Eukaryota, Fungi, Ascomycota, Pichiomycetes, Serinales, Debaryomycetaceae. The record is from the annotation of a GenBank genome assembly.
AUGGUUUCUAAGAUUGGCGAUGGGUUAGAAGUGGGAUACUGGAUUGUUGUGGUGAUGGUAUAUCAUUUUGGCAUCGCCAGAAUGGCCGAAGUAGAGGUACAACUAAGACUGAAGUAUAGAGCUAUCAACUUUGCAAACAACCCUGCAAAAGUUCAAAUUGUCACGUCCAACCCAGUAAGAGAUUACGAUAGACGCAGUUAG